CGUGUAUCUUUUUGCCGUUGUUUUAGCCAGCCGGAUUUUUCUCUCUUCGUUGUUUUAGCUUUCUCUCGUCGUUCAACGCUUCCGUGGCUGCACCCAACUCACUCCAAAGAUCCCGCCUUCACCAAACCACCCACACGGACCAUUCAAGUCAUUGGAAUUAUUGAAUUACGGUACCACCACCAUACACUGCACCAACUGCCUCAUUCAUUCUUCUUGCUUUUCCAUCAAACUAAUCAUGCCGAUUACCACUGCCAAAGCCCUCCGCCGUUCGAUUGAAGAUUCCAAUCGACACUUGACGCAACUCAAGUUGGAAUUGGGAGAAUGCUCGGACUUGGUUGGCAUUACCCAUGAAAUUCGUCACCUGCGUUCGGCACGUCGCCUAGUCAUUGGCAGCGAAGAAGUUGCCAUGGAUAUGAGUGAGCCGAAUUGGUUGAGUGAAGACGCGUUUAUGUUGUUUGAUGCGCUGGCGGCCCUUCGAGGCGUCCAAGUCAUUCAAUUGCAAGAUUUGGGAAUUACCUUUGGACCACAGGGACCCCGUUUUCCCGUCGUCUUACUCACACGACUCUUGCAGACUCGAGUGGGUGUUGCUAGAGGCAGUUUGAAGCGAUUGAAUCUCAGUGUCCGUCUCGCAGGAGAUCACAAGGCAUUUCAAGAAUUGGCUCAUUGUUUGGAAGGACAGCAUUCGCUUCAGCAUGUGGCAUGGGAGGAAUGGUGUUUUCCCACUACCGAUGUGGGCAAUGAUGCCGCCUAUUUUGAUUUCAAUCCCAUUGUGGCCGGCUUGGCCAGUUUACCCAGGUUGGAAUCGCUCAGUGUCAAGGCCAUGACGGCAGGGAGUCGUCGGGCCAAUCUGGGGACGUUGGCGCCGGCCACGUUGUCGACGCUCAUUUCUCAUGCCCGAUUGCGACAGUUGCAGUUGGCACAUUUUCAACUGGACAACAAAACGGUACGAGCAUUAGCCAACGCAUUGCCGUAUACGACCACACUGCAACUCUUGUCGAUUGAUUUGAGUAAAACGGGAUCCAGGGGAGCCACCAAACUCUUUGAUAGUUUACGGGAAAACACUACAAUCGCCGACUUGCAAAUCUGGGCAUCCACACAUUCCUCCUGGGCACAAGAUGAUGUUCUCAAGCAUCUCGCCAAGAAUGUCUUGACACGACACGAGACUAUCGAAUCCGUCACUAUUCUCACGCAUUCGCGAACCCUCCAAGAAGCCGUCCAAAAUUUGACCGUCGUCAAUGAUCGGAUUGCCAGUGCCUUUGUCCGCAUGAUGGAAACCAAUUAUACCUUGGAACACCUCGUGUUGGAUGAUUAUGGCAGCAGCAACAUUCCCACCAAGAACGAUGCGAGAUUGAUGGGGAUGAUACACUUUUAUCUGGCAUUGAAUCAAUCCAAACGACGACAGCACUUGAUGCAGGAAUACCAUACAUAUUCCCGCUCGGACUGGACCGACCUCUUGGCCAUGGCGGUCAGAUCGGAUCGCGAUAUUCGCCUCGAAGCCCUCUACUACUUUUUGCGAUUGAAUCCGUCUCUGUGUCAGCUAUAAGGGUUUGUUUGCGUUUGUCUGUCUGUCGCGGUGGGGCUGCUACUACUGCACUUUGGAUAGAAGAACCAUAAGAAUAGAUAGCCUUUUUUUGUGGGCUGC
Messenger RNA from Seminavis robusta, 1642 nucleotides. NCBI's taxonomy places the organism in Eukaryota, Bacillariophyta, Bacillariophyceae, Naviculales, Naviculaceae. The record is from the annotation of a GenBank genome assembly.